GGACACAAUGAGUGUGCGUCCCAAUGUAUUCUGCUCCUUCAGACACAGAUCCACACAGCAUGUGUAUAUAAACCAUGGAAGCAGCAGGAGCUUUCAUUGUGACACACUGCUCAGCUUCACAGUGUGUGUGUGACACAGGUUUGAUCCAGGGACAUGAUGGAGAGUUUAAAGACGCGGCUCGAGUUCCCCAGCCCUGUCAUACAAGCCCAGACGGUGAGAAGUCUUGUUGCAGCUGUCGUAAAGGAAAAAGGGUCAAAUGGGCAAAUCAGCUGGUCCUGUGCUCAGGGCCCAGCACUGGAAGCUUUGUGGCAGCAGUGCUGCAGUGACUGUGCUGUGGUGUGUUCAGCGUGCUGCGACACCUUGGUGUUAUUGGUGGACCAGGGCCAUGCAGACCUGGAGUACAUCCUCAAUGGUGUCCUCAACCUCCUGCCUUCUGCAAGACACACUCAAGGGUUGAUAAAAGUCAUUCGGCGAUUGUUGGAGAUGCAGGCUGACCAGAGCGAUGGACACUUCACCUGUCCGUAUUCUAUCAGGUAAGUA
Oreochromis niloticus (Nile tilapia) is the source of this 540-nucleotide messenger RNA. Its product is annotated as focadhesin. Gene Ontology annotation, biological process: regulation of post-transcriptional gene silencing. NCBI's taxonomy places the organism in Eukaryota, Metazoa, Chordata, Actinopteri, Cichliformes, Cichlidae. The transcript is spliced from 5 exons. The record is from RefSeq and is a predicted model, not a curated record. The coding region runs from base 154 to 537 and encodes 127 amino acids.